This is a messenger RNA of Chlorocebus sabaeus (green monkey), 6248 nucleotides long. RefSeq names its product arylsulfatase family member K (gene ARSK). Gene Ontology annotation, molecular function: glucuronate-2-sulfatase activity; arylsulfatase activity. The record is from RefSeq and is a predicted model, not a curated record. Lineage: Eukaryota; Metazoa; Chordata; Mammalia; Primates; Cercopithecidae.
AAAAGCGGGGAUUUCUCUGUUGCGCAUGUGCGCGCUCUCAGCCUGAUGGGAGUUGUAGUUCUGCGGGUGAAGCCCGACGUUGCUAUCAAGAAACCAAACUGCAAGCUUUGGGAGUUGUUCGCUGUCCCUACCCUGCUCUGCUAGGGAGAGAACGCCAGAGGGAGGCGGCUGGCCCGGCGACAGGCUCUCAGAACCGUUACCAGGGAUGCUACUGCUGUGGAUGUCGCUGGUCGCAGUCUCGGCGCUAGCGGUACAGGCCCCCGGAGCAGGGGAGCAGAGGCGGGGAGCAGCCAAAGCGCCCAACGUGGUGCUGGUCGUGAGCGACUCCUUUGAUGGAAGGCUAACAUUUCAUCCAGGAAGUCAGGUAGUGAAACUUCCUUUUAUCAACUUUAUGAAGGCACAUGGGACUUCCUUUCUAAAUGCCUACACAAACUCUCCAAUUUGUUGCCCAUCACGCGCAGCAAUGUGGAGUGGACUCUUCACUCACUUAACAGAAUCUUGGAAUAAUUUUAAGGGUCUAGAUCCAAAUUACACAACAUGGAUGGAUGUCAUGGAGAGGCAUGGCUACCGAACACAGAAAUUCGGGAAACUGGACUAUACUUCAGGACAUCACUCCAUUAGUAAUCGUGUGGAAGCAUGGACAAGAGAUGUUGCUUUCGUACUCAGACAAGAAGGCAGACCCAUGGUUAAUCUUAUCCAUAAUAGGACUAAAGUCAGAGUGAUGGAAAGGGAUUGGCAGAAUACAGACAAAGCAAUAAAUUGGUUAAGAAAGGAAGCAAUUAAUUACACUGAACCAUUUGUUCUUUACUUGGGAUUAAAUUUACCACACCCUUACCCUUCACCAUCUUCUGGAGAAAAUUUUGGAUCUUCAACAUUUCACACAUCUCUUUAUUGGCUUGGAAAAGUGUCUCGUGAUGCUAUCAAAAUCCCAAGGUGGUCACCUUUGUCAGAAAUGCACCCUGUAGAUUAUUACUCUUCUUAUACAAAAAACUGCACUGGAAGAUUUACAGAAAAAGAAAUUAAGAAUAUUAGAGCAUUUUAUUAUGCUAUGUGUGCUGAGACAGAUGCCAUGCUCGGUGAAAUGAUUUUGGCCCUUCAUCAAUUAGAUCUUCUUCAGAAGACGAUUGUCAUGUACUCCUCGGAUCACGGCGAGCUGGCCAUGGAACAUCGACAGUUUUAUAAAAUGAGCAUGUAUGAAGCCAGUGCACAUGUUCCGCUUUUGAUGAUGGGGCCAGGAAUUAAAGUCGACCUUCAGGUAUCAAAUGUGGUUUCUCUUGUGGAUAUUUACCCUACCAUGCUUGAUAUUGCUGGAAUUCCUCUGCCUCAGAACCUGAGUGGAUAUUCUUUGUUGCCAUUAUCAUCAGAAACAUUUAAGAAUGAACAUAAAGUCGAAAACCUGCAUCCACCCUGGAUUCUGAGUGAAUUCCAUGGAUGUAAUGUGAAUGCCUCCACCUACAUGCUUCGAACUAACCACUGGAAGUAUAUAGCCUACUCGGACGGCGCUUCAGUAUUGCCUCAACUCUUUGAUCUUUCCUCAGAUCCAGAUGAAUUAACAAAUGUUGCUGUAAAAUUUCCAGAAAUUACUUAUUCUUUGGAUCAGAAGCUUCGUUCCAUUAUAAACUACCCUAAAGUUUCGGCUUCUGUCCACCAGUAUAAUAAAGAGCAGUUUAUCAAGUGGAAACAAAGUAUAGGACAGAAUUAUUCAAACGUUAUAGCAAAUCUUAGGUGGCAUCAGGACUGGCAGAAAGAACCAAGGAAGUAUGAAAGUGCAAUCGAUCAGUGGCUUAAAACGCAUAUGAAUCCAAGAGCAGUUUGAACAAAAAGUUUAAAAAUAAUGUUCUAGAGAUACAUAUAUAUCACAAGAUCAUAAUUAUGUAUUUUAAAUGAAACAGUUUUAAUAAUUACCAAGUUUUGGCCAGGCGCAGUGGCUCACACCUGUAAUCCUAGGACUUUGGGAGGCAGAGGCAGGCAGAUCACAAGGUCAAGAGAUCGAGACCAUCUUGGCCAAUAUGGUGAAACCCCGUCUCUACUAAAAAUACAAAAAUUAGCUGGGCAUGGUGGCACACACCCGUAGUCUCAGCUACUCAGGAGGCUGAGGCAGGAGGAUCACUUGAACCCAGGAGGCAGCAGUUGCAGUGAGCUGAGAUCGCGCCACUGUACUCCAGCCUGGCGACAGAGUGAGACUCCGUGUCAAAUAAAUAAUAAUAAAAUAAUAAUAAUUACCAAUUUUUCAUUACUUUGUAAGAAUGUAGUGUAUUUUAAGAUAAAAUGCCAGUGAUUAUAAAAUCACAUAUUUUCAAAAAUGGUUAUUAUUUAUACCUUUGUAUAACUUCUAACAAUUUAGUGGAAGUAUCAAAAGGAUUGAAGCAAAUACUGUAACAGUUAUAUUCCUUUAAUAGAAAAUAUAAAAUAUUGUAAUAGUAAUAAUAUUUAUCAUAAAACAGUUGUGUGUGAGCAUUUGAUGGUGCUUGAUGAGUUAUUUGUAUUCGAUGGGACUGUUUGGAUGUAUUUCAUGGGAGUAUCUGGAGUAUUUAACAGGAUGUAAACCCUGAAUGUACCUGAUUUUACUACUGUUUUUUUUUUAAUAGGUAAUAUAUAUACAGGGUAAAAACUUCAAAUGGUACAAAAGGGUUAACAGUGAUCAUGAAGUCUCUAUCCUUUCUGUCUUCCCUGCCAUCCAGUUCCCCCUCCAAGAAGCAAGUUCCGAAACCACCUGCUUACGCAUUUUUAGAGAUUGGCCACAAAUUUGUUACUAAAUGUAUAUAUUCCUUUCCCCCUACACUAACGGUAACAUACUGCACGCAUUGUUCUGCAUGUUGCUUCUUUUUCCUUUUUUUUUUCACUUGACAGUAGAUAUCUAGAGGUGAAAUUACUGAGUCAAGACUAUAUUUAGCAAAAUUACACUAGAUACUACAUAUUACCUCUAAAGAAGGUAUACUAACUGAGAAUCUCACCAUCAAUGCAUGUCUUCUUAUCCUUUGCCAACCUAACAGAUAAAAAUAUUCUGUGUUUAUUUUUCUUAUGAUGAGUAAAGUAGAUCAUAUUUUCAUGUAUUUAACAGCCAUUGGAAUCUGCUUUACCAUGGCCUUUCCUAUUUCUAUUCUUUGCCUAAUUUUCUGUUGGUUGUUGGUCUUUGUUUUGUAUUACAGGCGUGCUUUAGAUAUUAGCUUUUUGUAAGAGAUCCUGCAAAUAUUUUCUUUCUAGUUUGUCAUUGUCAAUUUUCUUCUGAGUUUGUUCUGGUAUUUUUUGAUACGUAGAAAUUUUUAUUUUCAUGUAAGCAAAUUUAUGAAUCUUUGUACCCCAUAAAUAUAUACAAUUAUGAUUUGUCAAUUAAAAAUAUUAAUGCAAAAUUUACAAAUCUUUGCUUUUUUGGCUUUUAGGAUUUUAUAUCAUAUUUAGAAUUGCCUUCUCCACUUGUCUUUUUUUUUUUUUUUUUUUUUUGAGAUGGAGUCUCGCUCUGUCACCCAGACUGGAGUGCAAUCGGGUGAUCCUGGUUUCAAGUGACUCUCCUGGCUUAGCCUCCCUAGUAGCUGGGAUUACAGGCACCCACCGCCACAUCCGGCUAAUUUUUUGUAUUUUUCAGUAGAGACGGGGUUUCACCGUGUUAGCCAGGAUGAUCUUGAUCUCCUGACCUGGUGAUCUGCCCACCUCAGCCUCCCAAGUGCUGGGAUUACAGGUGUGAGCCACUGUGCCCAGCCUCCACUUGUCUUCUCUUAGAAUUUUAGUUUUCACCUUUGGAUCUUUGACCCAGCUGGAACAUAUUAAACAUAUUAGAAAUCUAACUUUAGUUGUUUUUUUUGAUAUGCCUACCCAUUGGUCUUUUAUUGAGUAAACUGUCUCUUCUCACUUUCAUCAUAUAAUACCUUUGGUUGAAUACAUUAUCUUUUCCCCCAUUGAUUUGCAAUGCCAUUUUUAUCUAUACCAAAGUCCCAUUUAUACUUAUGCCAUUUCUGAACAGUUUAUUUUGCACUGGACCAUUUUGUUUUUUUGUUUCUGUUUUGUUUUUGGUUUUUUGAGACAAGGUCUUGCCCUGUCACUCAGGCUGGAAUGCAGUGGCACAAUCACUGCUCACUGCAGCCUCAAUCUCAUAGGCUCAGGUGAUCCUCCCACCUCAGCCUCCCUAGUAGCUGGGACCACAGGCACACACCACAAAGCCCAGCUAACUUUUAAAAUUUUUAUAGAGACAGGGUUUCGCUAUGUUGCCCAGACUGGUCUUAAACUCCUGAACUCAAGCAACCUGACUGCCUCAGCCUCGCAAAGUGCUGGGAUUACAGGUAUGAGCCACCACACCCAGCCAGACCAGUCUAUUUUUUUAGUGUGGUAGACUAGUCCCUUUGCAAUAGUUUUCUUUUUUCAGAAUUGUCCUUCCUAGCAACUCUUGAUUUUUCCAUACAAAUUUAGAGUAAGUCUGUCUAGUAACAAAAAUGGAAAUUUCUGUUGGCCUUUUAAAUGAAAUCAUUAAAUGUAUAGCCUACUUUAGAGAGUAUUUAAUUCUUUAUGAUAGUCAUUCUAAAGAAUUAGUAUGUUUUUCCCUUUAUUCAAGUCUUCUUUUAUAUCCCUCAGUAGUAGUCUAAGUUUUCUUCAUAUAGAUCAAUUUUUUCGUAAAAAAAUUUGAAAAGCAGGGACUUUAAAAAAUACCCUCUAGGCCCUACGCUACACCAGUUGAUUAGAGCUUCUGAGAGAGCCUGGGCCUGCUGUUCUAUUACUGUUGUCUUGCUGGUCAGUCCCUCCAGCCAUGAUUCUAAUGUGCAGCCAGAGGUAGGUUUAUUUCCAGUUGUUUUAUCAGUUACUGUAAUUUUAAGUGACUCUUCCUUCCAUUAUAUCCUCUAAGGGAAGAUCUUGUUUAUAUGUGCACUCCAUUUCCACAUAUUUAUUUUGUGCUGAACCACUUCAUAGUAAGUAAUAGUUUUUCAAGUGAUAGAUUAUUUUCCAUGUAAAAAUCUUACCUGCAAAUAAUUUUACCCAACUUAAUACUUUUUCAAACUGUCUUUGAAGUUUUCUUCAUGAGUCAGUUCAUCUCUUAUUUAUUUGUUUAUCGUUCUUCAGUGAAUUUAUAUGAGCUUACCUUUGUAAUUAUGAAUUUCUGGGAAAUAAUUUUACUUUUGAACAUAUCUGAUUUUGAUUACAUAUGUAUAUACACAUGCAUAUACACACACACACACACACACACACACACACACAGAUUCUGAAGUGAAACCCUUAAUAAAAAAGACCGAGUAUUAAGGUUAAAAUUAAACUAUACAAAUCCACCAUCCAUCUCCUAAUUAAGCCUAACGAACACAAGUAGCUAAAGUAUGGGUGUAUAUGCUAAUAAUAGAGAGAAAAACAAUAAUAAUAGAAAUGUGGUCCUGAAAACAGGCUUGUGAAGAUAAAUCUGCUUCAUUCUACCCAAACCCUUUAAGAUACACAUUCACUGUAAGAAUUUACCAAGCAUCUGCCAUGUUUUAAGCAUAUUAAGUAUAGGAUCAUAAUUAGGUACAAUUGAAUAUUCAGGAUAAUAUCUCAUUCAGAAUGAUAUCUAACAAUCAUGAAAAUCAAAAAUUAAGAAAACCUUACAAAACCAAGACAAAUAUGCCAGAAUCUGAGAGGAACUGACACUAAUUAGAAGCUGGAAUGAGAAUAACCUUUGGGCUUCCAUUUUUACUACCUCCACGACUCACUUCUUGUUCUAAUCUACCAUGACCUGUGCUUGGAAUUUUGCAGUUGACUCUUAAGAGGUCUCCAUGAGGUCUGUCCUUGGCUUUCUUCAGUCUGUUCUCAACAGCAGCUGGAGUGAGCCUGCCAAAAUACAGAUCACACCCCUGGAUACUCAAAGCCCCCACUGGUUUCCCAUCUUUUUCUUAAAAGCCAGAGUCAUUACAAUAGCCUAUGGGCCCUAAAUAAUCUGGUAGCAUGUUCUCUCUAAGACCGCUUGUCCUCCUCUACUCCUGCCUGAUUUACUGUGCUCCAGCCACCUGCGUCCCUGUUGCUUUCCAGACAGACACACCAGGCAUGCACCACCAAGACCUCUUUGCACGCGUCAGUUUUUGCUGCCUGGAGUGCAGUUCUUCCUUCAGAUUUUUUCAUGGCUCACUGUUAUUUCCUUGGUGACAUGGCUCAAAUGUCACCAUCUCACAAGGACUUUCCUGCUUUAUUUUUCUCCAUAGAAAUUAUUACCAUUUAACUUAGUGUGUCUUUUACAUAAUGAAUGUGUUUGAGCUGUCUUUUACCCUUCCUGACCCUACUAGAAUAAAAACUCCUAACAGUCA